AACGCUAUACUUUAUUACUAUACUAUAUUAACGAUAACAAAUUAAUUGUAAACGGCUUCAGACAAUUGCGGUCGAACGGUUUGUUAUACUUCACGAACAUUUGUGUUUUAAUUACAAAAACAAAUACCGAAAUAAUAAAUAAAAAUAAUGAACAAAAGUAAUUCAUCGACUCCAAAGUCGUUGAAGACUUCCAGAGUUCCGCGUCUAGGUACAAACAAAAGAGGAGUCCAGUCAACAGCGGGCCGUAAGAAGGCGUGCAAAAACGAAAAGGUCGUUGCAAUAAAACAAGAAUAUGUCGACCUAAACACUAGCGUUGAAACACCGUCUGAACGCCGUAAACUACCGAAAACUAAACAAAACAAAACGAAACCGGCGAAAAGAACAAUAACGAUAAAAAGCGAAACCGCCCUAACUAGUAAUACUGGGAGUUCAGAGUAUAGCGAUAAUUCGUCAGUAAAGAAGGCAGGAGGAAAAGGUCCCCGAAAAUACAGAAAGUCAUUGCCGUUAGUAUUUGAACCGUUAACCAAAACCGAUAACAGCGAUGGGUCAUCGGUGGAAGAACCGUCGGAGGAUUACAAAGAAGGAGAAGGAGGAGAAGUCGUUGACUGUUCGAAGUGUACGUAUUUGGGCGAGAGGGAAACCCUUAAGUCGUUGUGGGAUAAAUGUCUAUACGAAUGUUUCACAUCGAAAAGAUGCGUGGCCGAUGAAAAGCCGAAGCGCAAAUACCGAAAAAAGCCCAAGCCUCCGAAACCAGCGCCAAAAAGGCGGAAAUUCAUCACGCAACCAUUGUCGUGCAUAGACACGUCCGGCACGGCUGUAGCCCACAAUGGUUAGUAAUAAAACACCAAUAAUUAAUUUCUUAAAAUAAUUAAUACU
Adelges cooleyi (spruce gall adelgid) is the source of this 876-nucleotide messenger RNA. RefSeq lists its product as uncharacterized. The record is from RefSeq and is a predicted model, not a curated record. The coding region runs from base 148 to 834 and encodes 228 amino acids. The transcript has 2 exons. NCBI's taxonomy places the organism in Eukaryota, Metazoa, Arthropoda, Insecta, Hemiptera, Adelgidae.